UUUACCGCUAUUAGUCUUAAGCAGGUGUCAUAUGAGAGAUCUCGCGCGCUAUCAAGUGAUAUUAGGUAAAGAUGGUGAUCAUCAACAGAACAAACAGUUCGCCAGCCUUUUCCUCUCUUGAAUGUUUUCUUUUGGACAUAAAUUUGGAUUUCAGCCAACACCUUUUCAUCGCACAUAUUCUGACUACAAUAUUAAACUCCGUAACCUCGUUCACGGCUGCUGCCGGUAAUUCUGUCGUUAUUGUAGCAGUGUGGAGGACUCCGUCGCUUCACACACCGUCAAAUACGUUUCUUUGCUGUUUGGCGCUCAGUGAUCUGACUGUCGGUUUGAUUGCUCAACCAUGUUUUGUGAUCCACAAGAUCGGGGAACUUCUCCAAGACUACAGCAUGUACUGCACCACAAGGAUAAUGACAGAAUCGCUGGGAUACAUAACGGCUGGAACUUCAGUUUUAAUCAUGGCAGGUAUAGCGAUCGAAAGAUACCUCGCACUUUAUCUGCAUCUCCGUUACACAGAAAUUGUUACCACUAAACGCAUUUUAUUUACUGCCUCUGUUCUUUGGAUGGUUUUUAUCCUACUAGCCUCUUCCAGGCUUUGGAUGGCCGAUGAUGGAGUUUUUAACAGUAUUUUAAUCCCAGUGAUAUUCUGCUGCUUGGUGUUCACUUUCUUGGCGUACACGAGAGUUCUGAAAUACGUCCGCCGCCAUGAGAAACAAAUAAACGCGACAUCGGCAGCUCUAUGCCCGGUAAAUCAUCAACUGUCAAGAAUAAUGCGAUACAAGAAAUCAACUUUAACAAUGGUGUACAUUGUGGGCAUUUUUGUUUUCUGUUACAUUCCAUUUCUGUGCGUGAAAAUUGUUCACAAGGUAGAGGGCUACACCAUAAGCGUUAAGAUAGCUUACUUGUAUGCAUCAACUAUCGUGUUUUUCAACAGUUCUUUAAACCCUCUGGUUUAUUGCUGGCGUAUAACCGACAUUCGCAGAGCUGUUAAAGCACUCUGUUUACGAUGCCUGGGAAAGAAUAAUUCGGUUGCUCCUCUAGCGUUAGCGGAACUUCGGCCAAGAAGUUGCAUGAGCGUAAGCUUUGAUGUAACCCGGCGCCCAUCGCUAAGCGUAGCGUGCUCUCAGAAAAAAAUUUCCGGGCCAGGUAACUUCGAAGGGCAUAUCUAUAAUAGGACUUAAAGCCAGCUGGUUGGUAAUUUUUCGACAAAUUGUUUGGAUAAUGCAGCAUAUAUAUCCCAUUCCCAUUCUCUUUGACCACAAGUUUCAGGGAUGAAAGAAAACAAACUUAAUAAGGCUGGAUAACAUGAAUUUCUUCACUUUUUUUAGUAGGU
This is a messenger RNA of Pocillopora verrucosa, 1330 nucleotides long. Lineage: Eukaryota; Metazoa; Cnidaria; Anthozoa; Scleractinia; Pocilloporidae. The record is from RefSeq and is a predicted model, not a curated record.